Cylicocyclus nassatus is the source of this 760-nucleotide messenger RNA. Lineage: Eukaryota; Metazoa; Nematoda; Chromadorea; Rhabditida; Strongylidae. The record is from the annotation of a GenBank genome assembly.
AUGCCCGCUUUUCUAGGAAGAUGGCUUGCCAAAGAGAAGCUUUCACCAGAAGAAGGUGUUGCUAUGCUGGAAGAACGAUAUAAGAAGUACAAAUAUGUUGAAGCUAGCAUGACUUCACAGAAAACGAGGAUGGCUGAGAAGUUGCCUGAUUUCAAAAACAGCCUUGCCAUACUUGAUGUGUUGAUCGACAAGAAGGAGAAAGAAGAGCCGUUUGAGACCACUUAUCUUGUCUCCGAGGAAGUCUACACCAAGGCUACAGUGCCAAAGCCUGAGAAGGUGUCGAUAUGGUUAGGAGCUAACGUGAUGGUCGAGUAUGAGUUGGACAAAGCUAAAGAGCUUUUGGAAAAGAAUAGAGGAAAUGUACAGAAGGCAGUGGAUGAACUAACCUCAGAAUUAGCUUUCGUAAAAGAUCAAAUCACCACAACUGAAGUAAAUAUUGCUCAUGUACACAACUACGGUGUAAAGAAACGACAACAGAAAACUGCUGCUUGAAUGUCCGAUGUUAGAACCCUAUUUUGGUUGAUUCUUAAAUUGUUAUGAACCUUUUUUUUGUUAUCUGCAGCUGAUGAUUAUACGAACACCUUCGAUUUCCUCAUGUCUCAAAUCUUUCCCUUUUAUGAAGAUUACGACCAGACACUGUCUCAUUGUCACUUCUUACUUUAUGGCUUUGGCACAGUGUAAUUGUUAAUCUCAAGUAGGAGAAUUUUACUGAAGUUGUCGUUUUAUACUUCGUUUUCCGUUGAAUGAACUGUGAGCAGCC